This is a messenger RNA of Magallana angulata, 1794 nucleotides long. RefSeq lists its product as uncharacterized. NCBI's taxonomy places the organism in Eukaryota, Metazoa, Mollusca, Bivalvia, Ostreida, Ostreidae. The record is from RefSeq and is a predicted model, not a curated record. Bases 1 to 1794 code for a protein of 597 amino acids. The transcript has a single exon.
AUGAAACAGAAGGAUGAUGACACAAUCGGUCUCUCAGUUGAUGACAAAGAUUUCAUCAGGACCAUGGAUGAAGACGUUCAUCUCACUGCGGAAGGAAAUUGGGAAGCUCCUUUGCCGUUUAGAGAAAAUCGACAACGACUUCCAAAUAACAGAUCGUAUGCACUGAAGCGAGCGCACAAUCUGGAUAAUAGUCUUCGAAAGGAUCAAACGAAACGAGAACAUUUUAUGACAUUCAUGAAAAAGAUAUUCGACUGCAACCAUGCGGAAAUUGCACCACAACUCAUGAAAGAAGAAGAAUGUUGGUACUUACCAAUAUUUGGGGUGUACCAUCCUAAAAAGCCAUCCCAAAUUAGAGCUGUGUUCGACUCAUCUGCCAAAUAUCAGAGUAUUUCCUUGAAUGACGUUCUUCUUUCUGGUCCGGACCUGAACAACAAUCUGUUAGGUGUACUUUUACGCUUUCGAAAAGAACCAAUAGCUGUUACAGCUGAUAUAGAAUCUAUGUUUCACUGUUUCCUAGUUGAUAAGAAGCACAGGAACUUCCUCCGCUUCUUCUGGUACAAAGACAACGACAUUAACAAUGAGUUGAUAGAGUACCAUAUGCGAGUACACGUUUUUGGGAACUCACCUUCACCGGCUGUAGCUGUAUACUGUCUUCGCAAGGCCGCUUGUGCCAAGGAAGACGACUAUGGAUGUGAUGUCGUAGAUUUCGUCAGACGAAACUUCUACGUGGACGACGGAUUAAUUUCUCUAUCGACUCCUGACGAAGCGGUCAGUUUGCUCAAAAGAACUCAAGCUGCUCUUAGAGAGGGUGGUAAUCUACGUUUGCAUAAAGUUGCAUCUAACGACAAGCAUGUGAUGGAUGCCUUUCCGUUUGAAGAUAGAUCAAAGGACUUCAAAGAUAUCGAUCUUAGCGUUGACAAACUUCCUAUGCAGAGAAGCUUAGGGUUGAACUGGGAGCUUGAGUCUGACUCAUUCACAUAUCGUUUGUCAAAGGAAGAAAGACCUUUCAGUAAGCGGGGACUAUUGUCGACUAUUAAUGGCAUUUUUUAUCCCAUUGGAUUUGUUGCACCAGUAGAAGUCUCUGGGAAAAUCUUGAUGAGAGAGACUUUGAGAGGUUCGUACAACUGGGAUGAUCCCCUUCCUGUUCAUCUCUUGGGCAAGUGGUCAAACUGGAAGAACUCUCUGAGAUUCCUUGAAGAUGUACAUAUACCAAGGACAUACACACCCUUUUCUCUAUCAAAAACCCUCUGCAAAGAGCUCCAUAUUUUCUCAGAUGCUUCGGAGGCUGCCAUUGCCUCAGUAGCAUACUUGCGCACAGUCGACGACUCGAACAACAUCCACGUGGGAUUCAUUUCAGGAAAAUGUAAACUUGCGCCAACAAGUGGUCAUUCUGUACCGCGCUUGGAGCUCUGCGCAGCAGUGAUGUCCGUCCAGUUAUAUGACAUCAUCAGUGAAGAACUGGACAUGAAGUUUAACACCGUUAGGUUUUACACAGACAGUAUGGUGGUGUUGGGUUAUAUCAAUAACAAAGGCAAAAGAUUUUUCAAGUAUGUUGAGAACCGAGUGGAAAGAAUCAGGAAAUCAACAACACCCAAGCAGUGGAGUUAUGUCCCAACAAAAUCCAACCCAGCAGAUGCGGGCACAAGAAACCUUACUGCAGAAGUCAUUAAUGACAACAUAUGGAUUCGAGGACCACCUCAACUCAAGGAACCUUUGGAGGAGGAUCCGAACACUGUCUUUUUGAACCAGAAAAUGACCCUGAGAUUCGUAAGGAAGAAGAGGUUAAAACCCUGA